AUGUCUUUCCUAAAGUAUUGGUAUGCUGCGGUCCAGGAAAUCAAGGUUGGUGCUUUGGAGGGUAUGUUUGGGUACCAGCCGACCAUUUACAUGCCCAAGCCAGGCUCAAAGGACAUCUACCAACGCCUUGCAAAACAAUGCGAAAAUAUGAAAAUCCCAAUUAUUCCACAUGGUCUAAAUGACGUAGAAUUGCUUCGUCAAGCACUCCUUCGACCGAACACCGAUGUUAUUCUAGAUGCUAUCUUUGGAUUUUCUUUUAAACCUCCUGUUCGAGCCCCUUUCGACGCUGUACUUCCACUGAUCAACGAUUCUCGCUUGCCAAUUGUCUCUGUUGACAUUCCUUCCGGAUGGGACGUUGAAAAAGGCAACAACCAUAAGAUUGGUCUCCGUCCUGAUGUAUUGAUCAGCCUGACGGCACCGAAGGAAGGGGUCAAAGAUUUUGUCGGCAGACAUUUCUUGGGAGGAAGAUUUGUACCCAGAUUUAUUGAGAGCAAAUACGAUCUGAACCUUCCUGUUUAUCCUGGUUUCGACCAGAUUGUAGAGUUGAUCUCAGAGAAGAAUAGUCAUUCACAGGAUACGCAAGAAACAGAAGACAAGUAG
Messenger RNA from Psilocybe cubensis, 600 nucleotides. RefSeq lists its product as uncharacterized. The transcript has 5 exons. Bases 1 to 600 code for a protein of 199 amino acids. Lineage: Eukaryota; Fungi; Basidiomycota; Agaricomycetes; Agaricales; Agrocybaceae. Gene Ontology annotation, molecular function: NAD(P)HX epimerase activity. Gene Ontology annotation, cellular component: mitochondrion. The record is from RefSeq and is a predicted model, not a curated record.